Molecule: messenger RNA, 3047 nt
Organism: Brassicogethes aeneus
Lineage: Eukaryota; Metazoa; Arthropoda; Insecta; Coleoptera; Nitidulidae
Source: the annotation of a GenBank genome assembly
UCUAUGUUUAAAAUGCGCAUGCAUAGGAUGUCCGGAUAUUUGGAACAACACUUUUUGUCGGCAUCAACAUAACCUAACUUUUUUAUUUACAAGUCUUUUCCAAACAAAUACACACCUUGAGAAUGUUAGGUGCCCGUGGUAGUUCUUUUAAUGAAAAUGGAUUCGGAGAACCAGAACAAGACGCGAAUUCCGCCUUAACAGAGCUUGAUAAAGGCUUGAGGUCAGGAAAAGUUGGCGAACAAUGCGAAGCAAUCGUAAAAUUCCCCAAACUAUUCGAAAAAUACCCCUUUCCCAUAUUAAUAAACGCAUCCCUCUUAAAACUAUCAGAUGUGUUUCGCAUGGGCAGCAACUUCCUACGAUUGUGCGUUCUAAGAGUUUGCCAGCAGAGUGAGAAGCACUUGGACAAAAUUUCCAACGUCGACGAGUUUGUAAGGAGGAUAUACAGUGUUAUCCACAGCAACGACCCUGUUGCCAGAGCUGUUACGUUGAGAACAUUUGGGGCUGUAGCUGCUAUAAUUCCAGAACAACAGCAGGUGCAUCAUGGGAUUAGAAGCAGUUUGGAUUCACAUGAUAAUGUGGAAGUUGAAGCUGCUAUUUACGCUGCUAUUCAGUUUGCUGCACAAUCUAAGACAUUUGCCAUAAGCAUGUGCAACAAAGUAUCAGAUAUGAUUCAAAGCCAAUCCACUCCAGCCAAUAUGAAGUUGCAACUAAUUCCCAUUUUGCAAUACAUGCACCACGACACUAAUACAGCUUUAAUGGUCCGAACACUAUGUACAGAGUUAUUGCCUGGAUAUCCUUCACAAGAUUUUGUGUUGGUAACACUUAACACUCUUAGCAAAUUGGCUGCUGCCACUUUGGUAGACAUUCCAAGUCAAGUGAAUUUACUUUUACAUUAUCUAAAAAACGACCCGAGAUGGGAGGUAAAAUUAAAAGCGAUGCAGGAUUUAUACGAGCUUGCGAAACCGGGUGCUCAUUUAUGGCCAUCAGGGUCUAUCGAGGAUAUUAUAGAUUUUGUUUUGAACACAAAACAAACGCAAAUUCUAAAACCCGCCUUAAGUGUCAUACAUAUUCUGGUGGAGUCUCCAAUAAUGUGCAAUGAACAUAAGGAUCCAAAAUCAAAGUUGAAAGAACUUUGCUCGAAACAUUGCUAUUCGCCUCAACCAAUGGUUGCGGUACAGGCCAUUCAAAUUUUGACGCAAAUAUUGUGCUACAGUUACAAUGAAAAUAAACCUACGGAAGAUGCAGAUGAAGUAAUCCACGCCCUCGAAACGUUGAUUCUUCUUUUAACGUUUUCGAGCGAUCAAAAGCAUUCAGAGUAUUUAAAGGUGGCCCUGAAAUGUGCUGUCAGACUUUGCGAUGCUAAACCGGAGCACUGUGAAACAUUUGUGGAACUGCUGGGAACACGACUGGAUAACAUUGACAAUGACUACACAAUCACCAUAUGCGAAACCCUGGGCGCCAUAGCUGGCUUAAAACCGGAAACGCUGUUACCUCUGGUGGAUUCGAUUUUGAGCCUCAUAGCCGCCCUGACCCAAAUCCAAUCGCCUACUGCGAACCAAACGCGUACCAAAAUUAUGCUGUGCACUUUGAUAUUUCAAACGCUAUGCGGCUACUAUUGGAACGAACAAACAUGGCGAACUAUCAGCAAUUUGGUGGAGAAUAAUAAUAUGUGGGCCAAUUACUGUAUCGCCAGGGCUGCUGUAAGAUAUGGUCAUCACAAGAUCGCCAACCAAAUAUUUACGAUGCUAACUGAGCAGGUCAGUUCCGAGCAUUUUCACUUUUGGUUGGUGUGCCUGAAGGAAAUGACUGAAGCUGAAGCUGGCCUGUAUAGUGCCGAUUCCAACACUUUGAUCGACCGUUUGGAUAAGGCUAUUAUACAUUACAAUAAAGCUAUAGCUGCACUAAAGGCAGCAAGCACGCCUUCCUACAACCUGCAAUUCCAAGCGGAGUACAUGAAAAUUCGCGUGGAAUUUUUGCAGUGCUUGGUCCAACUAAUCUACGCUUGCAACACGCUGUGCAUCGUGCCGCCGCCCGCGAUCGCGUCCACCCUGGUGCAGUACACCAGGGACGAGUACCAAAAGCACGGCUACGUCACCAAUCAGAUGCGGAAGUGCAGCGUGGAGUUCAAAAAUUGCGGCGAUCUCCACUGGAAGCUCUAUCAGACCGCUUUCGACGCCGAUCCCAGUACCUUGGACAACAUGCAAAUUUUGCAGCAAAUGUGCGUAUUGUUCGAGCAGUGUAUCGACACCACGUGCAACAGCACGAUAAAGCUGCGGGAGGAACCGGUGGAGUUUUCUUGCAAGCACACGGGUUUGGAAACGAAACAACUGGUCAAAGCAUGCGAAGGCAUCGUUGAAGUGACCAGAUGCAUCGCCGAGAACUCGAACUCCUUCAUGUCCCACAAACAAAUCGAAUAUCUAAGGAAAGUCGUGGAACUGGUGGCCAACGCUGCGUUGCCGAUACCGCGCUACUUCUUCCAAGUGCUGCAGUCUACCAGCGUAAAGCUGGCAAUAUCGCCGCAACCGCGCGUGCUGGGCGAGUUUAUUAGCGUGCAGGCGGGAUCGCAGCUGGCGGUGAAAGUGGAGGGGGUGAUUCAACACGGCAUGAAACCCGGGAUGUUUCGUAGGAUCGAAGAGGUCAUUAUCACGGUGACGUCGCAGCUUCAAAGCAAUACCAAAAAUAAGGACAUCGAGAAUGUUAAGAACGUGGAGUUGUGUUCAGUACUCACCCAGACAGUGGCUCCUCACAAAGACUUCUUCACGGCGCAAUUCUUACUGGCCUUUCCCAAAGGCGGUCAGUAUCUCCUGGUGGUUGAAGCGGCGGUCAUUGACGAGCACAGCAACACAUGGAAAACAGGUCCCAGAUCCACUUUGACAGUCAAGGUUCCAGAUGAGCCCAAACUAACUGCCAUAGCUGUGCCUGGUAUGGCAACCAAUGCCAAUAUGAUUUUAAUGCCAGAAGAUAAUAUGUUUUUAAAACCCCACCAGAAGAAAAUUAUAUGAACAUGUUCUUUAUUUUUGUAUUAAUUAUUAAAGUAUUUAUAAUAA